GCCGCCAGAGUGUUCCAGCUCGCGAUCACUCGCCGAAACGGCGCUUUGCGUGACCAGACUGUGCCGCUCUCAGUCUCUCUCUUCCCGACCCACGCGACGCACGCACGCACACAUACACGCGCUCAGAGCACAAUACACCUCGGCCUCGCGGUGAGCAGACGAGUCUGUGCGUGCCGGACAAGCCAAUCCCGGCUCGUCCGAGCCCCAAAUGGCGCCAGAGUCCCUCUCGACGUGUCACCAACCGGUCACUUGGCACGCAUUAACCUCUCCUCCUUUGUCCGUCUCCACAGCGGGCCUUGGCUGUCCUUGUGGCCAUGGCAACUGCAAGAGACGCCAAGGCGUCGGCCCCACCCGCGCAUGUGGGUGAAGUGUGCCACGGGCGCGUCGACGUGA
Messenger RNA from Protopolystoma xenopodis, 393 nucleotides. Lineage: Eukaryota; Metazoa; Platyhelminthes; Monogenea; Polystomatidea; Polystomatidae. The record is from the annotation of a GenBank genome assembly.